Mytilus californianus (California mussel) is the source of this 2037-nucleotide messenger RNA. RefSeq names its product urocanate hydratase-like. The transcript is spliced from 20 exons. Lineage: Eukaryota; Metazoa; Mollusca; Bivalvia; Mytilida; Mytilidae. Gene Ontology annotation, molecular function: urocanate hydratase activity. Gene Ontology annotation, biological process: L-histidine catabolic process. The coding region runs from base 1 to 2031 and encodes 676 amino acids. The record is from RefSeq and is a predicted model, not a curated record.
AUGUCUUCGCUGAAAGAGAUAUGUGACGGUAUCCCAGACCCUCUCCCACCGAGGCGUCAGAGGGAUGAUACAGUCCCACAUGCACCGAUCAGGACACCUGAUCUAACACCGGCCGAACAGAGGCUAGCACUACAGAAUGCACUACGAUACUUUCCACCAGACCAGCAUGAAAUUUUAGCCCAUGAGUUUGCCGAUGAAUUACGUAAUUACGGCCAUAUAUACAUGUACAGGCUUUUACCUUCGUUUGAUAUGAGAGCAUAUCCAAUUGACGAGAUACCUGGGAGAAACAGACAAGCAGCAGCAAUCAUCCAUAUGAUACUUAAUAACUUAGACCCUCAUGUGGCCCAAUUUCCACAAGAAUUGGUUACAUAUGGAGGAAACGGGCAGGUUUUCUCGAACUGGGCCCAGUUUUGGAUCACCCUCUCCUACCUCUCAGAAAUGUCUGAAGAACAAACGUUAGUGAUGUACUCCGGUCAUCCAAUGGGACUAUUCCCAAGUAGCCCGGCAGCACCAAGGCUCGUUAUAACUAACGGUAUGGUCAUACCAAACUACUCAUCAAGAGAAAUGUACGAGAAAAUGUUUGCACUCGGAAACACAAUGUAUGGUCAGAUGACAGCUGGUAGUUUCUGCUAUAUAGGACCACAAGGGAUAGUUCAUGGCACAACGUUGACAGUACUGAAUGCAGCUAGGCGACAUCUGGGUACCACGGAUAUGAGGGGAAAGGUGUUCGUUACAUCUGGAUUGGGUGGAAUGAGUGGGGCACAACCAAAGGCAGCAACAAUAUGUGGAUGUAUAAGUGUAACAGCUGAGGUAAGUAAAGAGGCUUUAGAGAAACGCCACAACCAAGGAUGGGUUGCAACCAUCGCAAACAACUUGGACGAAUGUAUUGGUAAAAUACGACACGCAAGACGUCAGAAAGAAGCUAUCAGCAUUGGGUAUCAUGGAAAUAUUGUAGAUUUAUGGGAAAGAUUCGUAGAAGAAUAUGAGAAUACAGGCGAUCUAUUAGUAGAACUAGGUUCAGAUCAAACCUCAUGUCACAAUCCAUAUCUUGGAGGAUAUUAUCCUGUGCAGCUAACGUAUGAUGAGUCGAGGAUUAUGAUGCAUGAAGAUCCAAUAAGGUUCAAGAAUCUAGUACAGGAAAGCCUCAGAAGACAGGUCACAGCAAUCAAUAAGCUGUCUAACCUUGGACUGUAUUUUUGGGACUAUGGAAAUGCGUUUCUUUUGGAAGCUUCAAGAGCGGGAGCUGACGUAGGAAGAGAUGAAAGUGCCACUGGAACCUUGUUCCGCUAUCCAUCAUAUGUACAGGACAUUAUGGGAGAUAUAUUUUCUUUGGGAUUUGGUCCGUUUAGAUGGGUGUGUACAUCAGGAUGUCCGAGUGACUUGGACACAACGGAUGAAAUUUCAGCCAAUGUCUUGGAGGAUAUUAUAAAUGAAGGAGUUCCAGAAACUAUAAAACAACAGUACAAUGAUAAUAUAAGAUGGAUUCGUGAAGCAAAGAAUAAUAAAUUAGUAGUUGGAUCACAGGCACGAAUAUUGUAUUCAGAUCAAGUGGGCAGAACAAAAAUAGCCACUGCUUUCAACAAUGCUGUCAAGGACGGUAAACUAAAGGGUCCGGUUGUUAUUAGCAGAGAUCACCAUGAUGUCAGUGGUACAGAUAGUCCAUUCAGAGAAACUUCCAAUAUAUAUGACGGUUCAGCAUUUUGUGCAGAUAUGGCAGUCCAGAACGUAAUAGGUGAUGCAUGCCGAGGAGCCACAUGGGUUGCCUUACACAAUGGUGGUGGCUGUGGAUGGGGUGAAGUUAUAAAUGGAGGAUUUGGAUUGGUGCUUGAUGGUACACAGGAUGCUGGCGACAGAGCACAAAAAAUGUUGGCCUGGGAUGUAUCAAAUGGGGUUGCUAGAAGAUGUUGGUCAGGUAACAACAAUGCAGAAGAGACAAUCUGUAGAACUAUGGACCAUAACAAAUCACUGAAAGUUACAUUACCAAAUCAUGUUCAGGACCUGGAUCUAUUAGACAGGGCAUUACAGGAGUAAAUGGGC